UCGAAGAUUAAAAAAGCGACUCGAAAUCCCCCUUCCACUUUGCGCUGUCAGUUGUCGCUCGCAAGUGCUCUUCUGGCGGCACUAGUUGAAGCAGCAGCGGCAGCAGAAACCCACCGCCACGGGCCUUCAAGCGCCACUCGGCGUUGUCAUAAGGUGACCUCAAUACCCAUUUUGAACUAAUAUUUGGCUACUCUUUGAAGGAAGGUCCAAGAUGAAGCCCCACAAAAUCAUCAAAUACCAAGCCUUCAUGCGCCACGAGCUCAAAACCACCCUCUUCCCCACACACCCAUCUCCCUCCCCUCUUCUUUUCUCUUCAACCCCUCACCCAAGCAUCUCCCCACAAACCCAGACCCUCCCUCAAGACACCCCUACAAUCCCUCUGCCGAUCACUCAGCGCUCCCUUCAAAGCUUGAUCCAUUCUUCUGAGUGGCAUUCUAUCAAACACCUUGCGCCCCAGCUCACUCCCUCUUUAAUCUCCACCACACUUUACAACCUCCAGAAAACCCCUCAACCCGUUCUUCAAUUCAUAACCCACAUCGAGUUCCAUCGUCUCGAUAUCAAAAUCCGUUGCCUUGCCAUCGCCAUUGUCGCCCGUCUCCCAUCCCCAAAACCCACUUUAGAACUCAUAAAGCAAUCCAUUUCCAGUGGCAUUGCUACAAUUAGAGUUUUUUUCGAUGAGUUAGCUCUUGCGCGCGAUAAUUUGAGUAUCAAAAGUAGUACUGUUUUUGAUUUGUUAAUAAAGGCUUGUUGUGAAUUGAAGAGGGCUGAUGAGGCGUUUGAGUGUUUCGAUAUGAUGAAGGAAAAGAGUGUCGUACCCAAGACUGAGACUUGUAAUGAUAUGUUGAAUUUAUUGUUGAAGUUGAAUAGAAUGCAGGCAGCCUGGGUUUUGUAUGCGGAGAUGUUUAGGCUGAAGAUCCAAUCAAGUGUGUAUACAUUUAAUAUAAUGAUUAAUGUGUUGUGUAAGGAAGGGAAGUUGAAAAAGGCAAAGGAGUUUAUUGGGUUCAUGGAUGGUUUAGGGGCUAAGCCUAAUGUUGUUACGUAUAAUACCUUAAUUCAUGGGUAUUGUUCAAGAGGGAAGAUUGAAGCGGCUUGGGUGAUUCUUAAUGCCAUGAAAGCUAAAGGUGUGGAACCAGAUUCAUAUACGUAUGCUUCACUUAUUAGUGGGAUGUGUAAGGGGAAGAGACUUGAGGAGGCAUCUGGGCUGGUUGGUAAAAUGGUGGAAAAUGGGUUGGUUCCAAGCGCUGUGACAUAUAAUGCUUUGAUUGAUGGGUAUUGCAAUAAAGGGAAUUUACAGAUGGCUUUUAGUUAUAAGGAUGAGAUGAUUAGGAAGGGCAUAAUGCCAACUGUGUCAACUUACAAUAUGUUGAUUCAUGCCUUGUUUUUGGAAGCUAGGAUGGGUGAGGCUGAUGAUAUGAUAAAGGAAAUGGGAAAGAAGGGAAUGGUUCCUGAUGAUAUUACAUAUAACAUCUUGAUUAAUGGUUAUUGCAGAAGUGGGGAUGCGAAGAAAGCCUUUAACUUCCAUGAUGAGAUGUUGACUAAAGGAAUUCAGCCUACACGGGUAACCUAUACGUCACUUAUUCAUGUAUUGAGUAAACGGAAUAGAAUGAAGGAGGCAGAUGAUUUGUUUGAGAGGAUACAGCAUAAAGGCAUGUUGCCAGAUCUUAUAAUGUUCAAUGCCUUGAUUGAUGGUCACUGUGCUAAUGGUAACAUGGAACGUGCACUAUCACUUUUGAAGGAGAUGGACAGGAUGAAGGUUCCUCCUGAUGAAGUGACUUACAAUACCUUAAUGCAAGGGCGCUGUAGGGAGGGGAAAGUUGAAGAAGCUCGCGAACUUCUCAAUGAGAUGAAGAGAAUGGGGAUUAAGCCUGAUAACAUUAGUUAUAAUACUCUUAUAAGUGGUUAUAGUAGAAAAGGUGAUAUGAAGGAUGCAUUUAGAGUCCGGGAUGAGAUGUUGAGUAUAGGUUUCAAUCCCACUCUUCUCACUUACAAUGCUCUUAUACAAGGCUUAUGCAAAAACCAAGAAGGUGAUCAAGCUGAAGAGCUCCUCAGAGAAAUGGUAAAUAAAGGUAUAACACCUGAUGACAGCACCUAUCUCUCUUUAAUCGAGGGGAUCAGCGAAGUUGAUAAGUUUGUGGGAAUUGGUGAUUCAUAAACAACUUAUUAGUCCACCGUGUUCUGAACUUUCACGGAGAAAGGGGUUCUCUUGAAGCAAAGUUCUUGAUGGGAAGAUUCUUUUCGUUGCUUCUUGUUUUGAAUACCUGCAGCUUGUUGACACACCCAGCUCAGAAACCAAAUUUUGAGUAGACCUGGUGACGGUAGAUUUGGAACAAUUGAAGGGGCUCACGAAGUAGCAGCAACAUGGGCUUUUGACAUGCACCAUUUUAAGAUUAAAUGAUCUGUUUACUUUCAAAUCUAUUGUUUGUUUGUAAAUCAGCAGUAAGCUACUGCUCAUCUUUACUUUCAUAAUGUUAUAGAGCAAAAUGAUUUCUCAGAA
Alnus glutinosa is the source of this 2494-nucleotide messenger RNA. RefSeq names its product pentatricopeptide repeat-containing protein At2g15630, mitochondrial. NCBI's taxonomy places the organism in Eukaryota, Viridiplantae, Streptophyta, Magnoliopsida, Fagales, Betulaceae. The record is from RefSeq and is a predicted model, not a curated record. Bases 212 to 2152 code for a protein of 646 amino acids. Gene Ontology annotation, molecular function: protein binding. The transcript has a single exon.